ACGGGAUUACCAGAAAAAGCUCCUUGACAGAUGCCACUCCGCCCCAACAAGACCAAAAACCCUAUCUCUAUGCUACCAAGCCUUACUGGAUAGAUACACUCCACAUUCCUUUAAAUAUGUACCGCAAUGGGAAAAAGAGGGAAUGCCCAAGCUCACAGAUGAACAAUGGCUCAAAUCACUAA
Molecule: messenger RNA, 182 nt
Organism: Pelobates cultripes (western spadefoot toad)
Lineage: Eukaryota; Metazoa; Chordata; Amphibia; Anura; Pelobatidae
Source: the annotation of a GenBank genome assembly